UGGCCAGAUGCAUGGAUGGCCUCACGUGACGGCAGCAGCAGGACACAUGAUCACAGCAGGCAGCUCCCUGGACUAGCCAUAAAAGACCAAGAUCUGGGCUGCCCCCAGAGGCUCCUCAGUCGGAUACCCACCCAGGCUGCCAGCUGCUUCCCCAAGAACUUGAGCACCAUGAACAUUGGGGGACUUUCUCCUCCAGAACCAGCCACCCCUGAAAUCCAAGGCAUUGCUCAGCAGGUGAAGAACAAGCUGGAGGCGGCGGCGAACAAGAGGUUUGCCACCUACAAGGCCAUUUUGUACUGUGCCCAGGUGGUCGCUGGCAUGAAUUACUUUAUCAAGAUGCGAUGUGGUGACAAAGAGAAGGAUUACGUCCAUCUGAGGAUCUUCCAGGCGCUGCCAGUUCAAGGCGGACUGGUUGAACUCUCCAGCUUCCAGCUGGACAAGACCAAGGAUGACCCCAUCACCUACUUCUAGGCACAGCCGUCCAUCUCCGCUUGGAGGGAAGCCGUGGAAGAAGCGAGGCGUGCACUGAGCCAUGGGAGCUUCUGAACGGAAUAAACACAUUUGUCCAAAAAUG
Messenger RNA from Pantherophis guttatus, 574 nucleotides. RefSeq names its product leukocyte cysteine proteinase inhibitor 1-like. Gene Ontology annotation, cellular component: cytosol. NCBI's taxonomy places the organism in Eukaryota, Metazoa, Chordata, Lepidosauria, Squamata, Colubridae. The record is from RefSeq and is a predicted model, not a curated record. Gene Ontology annotation, molecular function: cysteine-type endopeptidase inhibitor activity.